Orbicella faveolata is the source of this 1345-nucleotide messenger RNA. RefSeq names its product kinesin-like protein KIF2A. Gene Ontology annotation, cellular component: microtubule. Gene Ontology annotation, biological process: microtubule-based movement; microtubule depolymerization. The record is from RefSeq and is a predicted model, not a curated record. Lineage: Eukaryota; Metazoa; Cnidaria; Anthozoa; Scleractinia; Merulinidae. Gene Ontology annotation, molecular function: ATP binding; microtubule binding; microtubule motor activity.
ACUUCUGAUUGGAUGAAAAAGUGGUGCAAGUUUUAAAUAAGCUAAUUGUGUAGCAUAGAUGAAGCAAAACCAAUCACUUUUCGACACUCAAAUGAAAACCACUCUAGCAUGUAAAUUGUUUUGAUUUUGUUUUUGUACAGAACUCAAUAAAAAGGAAAUUGAUGUCAUCAUAGUACCAAAGGGUGAUUACUGUGUGAUCCAUGAGCCUAAAUUGAAAGUGGACCUCACAAAGUAUCUGGAGAAUCACAAAUUUUGGUUUGAUUAUGCCUUUGAUGAGAAUGCAAAUAAUGAAUUGGUAUACAGAUAUACAGCAAAGCCACUUGUUGACACAAUUUUUAACCAGGGAAUGGCAACAUGCUUUGCAUACGGCCAGACAGGCAGUGGAAAAACUCAUACCAUGGGUGGUACAUUCAGUGGGAAGCAACAGGAUUGCACUAAAGGAAUUUAUGCACUGGCAGCAACGGAUGUGUUUAAAUUGAACAAAUCCACCAAACACAAAAACAAGGAUCUUCUCAUAUCUGCUAGUUAUUUCGAGAUUUACGGCAGCAAGGUAUUUGACUUGCUCAACAAACGAAAAAGGUUAAGAGUUUUGGAGGAUGGCAAUCAACAAGUUCAGGUAUGRGAGCUGGAAGAAAAGAUCGUGAACUCAGUGCAAGACACUCUAAAGCUUAUAGAGCUUGGUAAUAAACUCAGGACAUCUGGACAAACCUCUGCAAAUCAAAACUCUUCCAGGUCACACGCUGUUUUCCAGAUCAUCUUGAGAAAGAGAGGCUACAGGAAAGACGGCGGUGGAGGCCAACUGUAUGGCAAAUUCUCGCUGAUAGAUUUAGCAGGGAACGAAAGAGGAGCUGACACAUCGACCGCUGACAGACAGACACGUCUUGAAGGCGCAGAAAUCAACAAGAGUCUACUUGCUUUGAAGGAAUGCAUCAGAGCUCUUGGACGCAAAGGAGCUCAUCUUCCCUUUAGAGCAAGCAAACUGACACAGGUUCUGAGAGAUUCAUUCAUCGGCGAGAAAUCCAAGACUUGUAUGAUCGCCAUGAUUUCACCUGGUAUGAGUUGCUGUGAACACACAUUAAACACUUUACGAUAUGCCGACAGGUUAGUUCGGGUGAUUGGUCCCCCGGCUAGACUCCCAUAUAAAAAGGACGGGGGGUGCUCGUCGCACCUUUCAGGGUUGAAAAAGCGGUUCAAAAGGUUCACAACGGGAGCUUUUGCGGUAGCUUUUAGAGUACUGAACCGAAACAAUAUGACAGGAGAUUAAAAUGUUGUUAUAGAAUUGGUACCUCUUACGAGUGAAAAGAUUUUCAAGCCAAGGGGUUCUUUUCGAAAUUUGCGUCGAGCA